Theobroma cacao (cacao) is the source of this 1296-nucleotide messenger RNA. NCBI's taxonomy places the organism in Eukaryota, Viridiplantae, Streptophyta, Magnoliopsida, Malvales, Malvaceae. The record is from RefSeq and is a predicted model, not a curated record.
AUUAGGUACCCAAUUAACUAACUUAAUAUCCAUAUAGAAAAUUAAGUAAAAACUGAACUUUUAAAGAGUCGUAGCUCCAAUUUGUUGGUCAAGAACAAAGCAUUAGCUUGACAGUAAACAAAUCUUUUAAGGCAAUUUAUGUAGGACCAGGCCCGGAAUCCUAAGGACAAAGCCUUCCCUCCUACCCCAAAUUUGCCUUCCAAUUUUCUCCUUAUCAACCCUUAAACAGGCUUGUUAGUCCUUCAUAUUCCAGACAUAAAACUGCAAAAUGGGUAGUCUUGUUUUCCACGAAUUCAAAAGGCAAGCUUCUUUUUUCCUCAAGGAGAAGAUCAAGACUGCUAGAUUGGCUUUAACUGAUGUUACACCAGUAGAAUUAUUGACAGAAGAAGCCACAGAUGGAAACAUGCUAUCACCAGAUGCAUGCAGCAUGGGUGCAAUAUCAAGGGCUGCCUUUGAAGUUGAUGAUUAUUGGAGAAUUGUUGACAUUUUGCACAAGAGAUUGUCAAAGUUUGAUAAAAAGAACUGGCGUGCCUCUUACAAUGCUUUGGUUUUAUUGGAACAUCUGUUAACACAUGGUCCUCUAAGGGUUGCUGAGGAGUUUCAGAAUCAUAGAGAUUCCAUCAAGGAAUUGGGAAACUUUCAAUAUAUUGAUGAGAAAGGGUUCAAUUGGGGCCUGAGUGUUGGGAAAUUAUCAGAGAAAAUCCUGAUGCUACUUGAGAAUGAGUCGUUUCUCAAAGAAGAGAGAGCAAGAGCUCGAAAACUAACAAUGGGGAUCAAAGGUUUUGGGAGCUUCAGCCACCUUUCCUCUUCAAAGGAUCAAAGGUUCAACUCGUUUAGCAACCAUGGAAGAUCUUGUUCUCAAGAAGACUGUUUCUUGGAGUUCAAAGAGAACUUGUCAUCCGAGGAAGGGACAGGACUAACAGAACAAGAUUACAAUCAAAACAUGUCGGCUCCAGAGAAGCUGGAAAUCAAUGGAGAUGGAUUUGACAGGGAAAGGGAACAUCCAUUCUGUGAAGAUGAGCAAGAGACAGCAGAAUCAUUGCUUUCUUCAACUAUGUGAAAACAGGAUUUGAGGGAGUCUUUUAGUGCAUGUUUGCAACAAUGAUAGGCUAAUUAGUUUGGGUUUUUUUUCUUAUUAGUGUUUAUGCUACAAGGAUGUGUUAAAUGAUCUGAAAAUGAAAACGUCGAUAAAAAUAAUAAUAUCUUGUGUAAAUAAUAUAUAUUUUAAAGGUAAAUAUUUCAAGUCUCAUUUUCAGAUUAUUCGAACUUAUAUGUUUUAAUAAUAUAGAAGAAAAG